UGAUAUCCCCUCUCUCUAUUGAGGAGAAGGCAAAGAAAGCAGAAGAGAGAAGAAGGAGCAUGGUUUCAACGAGACGCAGUGGAUCUCUUUCUGCAAACAAUACAAAAAGAUCUUCCUCCUCAGAAGAUAAGCCUCCUUCACCUAAACGUCAAAAGGUUGACAAUGGCGUUUCGUCGGAGAAACCGGCGCCGGUGGCGGAUAAUUCCAAGAAAACAUGUACUCCGGAGCCUGUCCCUGAUCCCGGAGAAUGUGGCUCCCGCGAUGCUCAGAUCGCCGGAGCGGGUGCCGCUGAUGGUGUGAGUUCCGGCAAGGGCGAUGCUACGCCUGCUGUGGCUGUGGCGGUGCCGAUUGCUGAUGCCACAUGUCCGUCGUUUUCUUCAUGGAGUAUAUAUCAGAAACAACCCUGGUGCAGGUUCUUGACGCAGUCUGCACAGAAUCCAAAUGUUCAUGUUUGCACUCCGAAUUUCACAAUUGGUUCUAGUAGAAAUUGCAACUUGGCACUGAAUGAUCAAACUAUAAGUGGGAAUUUAUGUAAGAUCAAGCAUACCCAGAGCGGGGGAUGUGCUGUAGCUGUGCUAGAAAGUACGGGCAGCAAAGGAUCUGUGCUAGUAAAUGGGACGCUUGUCAAGAAGAAUACCAGCUGUGUGCUUAACUCGGGUGAUGAGGUGGUUUUUGGCUCGCUGGGAAAUCAUUCUUAUAUUUUCCAGCAACUGAAUACUGAGGUUGCAGUUAGGGGUGCAGAAGUUCAGAGUGGUGAUGGGAAAAUUCUGCAGUUUGAAAGGAGAAGUGGAGACCCUUCAGCUGUGGCUGGGGCCUCUAUUUUGGCUUCUCUUUCUAACCUCAGACAGGACCUUACCCAACGGAAAUCACCAUCUCAGACCUCCAGUAAACCUCACCAAGGUGCUGAUGUCUCUAGUCAUUCUGUUCUUCAUGAUGAUACAGAAAUUGAGCUUGAUGGCUCAGAAUCAGCUCCAAAUAUACGGAGUGAUAAAGGAGGUGAUGUUGGAGCAAGCGACAAGAAUUCAACAAUGGAUUGCGACCUAGAUGCUGGCACAGAGGCAGGCAAUGUAAAAUUUUAUGGGGUGAAUGAUUCCCUAAGGCCUUUCUUCAGGAUCUUAGCUCGAUCUAGUUGUAAACUCAAAUUGAGCAAAAGUAUCUGUAAACAGGUAUUGGAAGAAAGAAAUGGGACACGGGAUACGCGAGCCGCAUCGUCUUCAGGUACAUCUGUGCGCUGUGCAGUGUUUAAAGAAGAUGUUCGUGCUGCAAUACUGGAUGGAAAAGAAAUGGAUGUGUCUUUUGACAACUUCCCAUACUAUUUAAGUGAGAAUACAAAAAAUGUCCUGGUGGCAGCUUGCUUGUUACACCUCAGGCAUAAAGGACAUGAAAAAUACACCGGAGAUCUUACAACCAUAAACCCUCGUAUUUUACUCUCAGGACCUGCAGGGUCAGAGAUAUAUCAGGAGAUGUUGGCAAAAGCACUUGCAAAAUACUUUGGAGCUAAGUUGCUCAUAUUUGAUAGCCAUUUGCUUUUGGGUGGUUUAUCUUCCAAGGAAUCUGAGCUACUCAAAGAUGGAUUUAAUGCUGAAAAAUCUUGCAGCUACCCCAAACGAAGUCCUACAACUACUAACUUGGCUAGGGCCAUGGACCCGUUAGCUAGUGAAACAGAAACACAUAGCUCUUUAAAUGCACCUGCAUCAUAUGGCCACGAGUCUCAACCUAAGUUGGAAACUGAUAACAUACCAUCUACCUCUGGAACAGCUAAAAAUUGCUUGUUUAAAUUAGGUGAUAGGGUUAAAUUUAGCUGUUCAUCAUCUUGUGGCUUGUACCAAACAUCUUCAAGGGGUCCACCUAGUGGAAGUCGGGGGAAGGUUGUCUUACUAUUUGAUGAUAAUCCAUUGUCUAAAAUUGGUGUGAGAUUUGAUAAACCGAUACCUGAUGGAGUUGAUCUUGGAGGGGCCUGUGAGGGAGGUCAAGGAUUUUUCUGCAAUGUCACUGAUCUUCGAUUGGAAAACAGUGGUGUGGAAGAACUGGACAAAUUACUUAUUAAUUUGUUGUUUGAGGUUGUUUUUAGCGAGAGCAGAAGCUCACCGUUCAUUUUGUUCAUGAAAGAUGCUGAGAAGUCUAUAGUUGGAAAUGGAGAUCCAGUUUCAUUUAAAAGUAGGCUUGAAAAGCUUCCAGACAGUGUGGUGGUAAUAGGUUCACACACUCAUACUGACAGUCGAAAGGAGAAGUCGCACCCUGGUGGUUUGCUAUUUACAAAAUUCGGUAGCAAUCAGACUGCCCUUCUUGACUUGGCUUUCCCGGAUAGUUUUGGACGAUUGCAUGACAGGGGGAAGGAAGUCCCAAAGCCAAACAAAACUUUAACUAAGCUUUUCCCAAAUAAAAUUACAAUCCACAUGCCCCAGGAUGAGGCACUUCUAGCAUCUUGGAAGCAGCAACUGGAUCGAGAUGUUGAGACUCUUAAAAUACAAGGAAAUUUACAUCACUUGCGCAUGGUUUUGGGCCGUUGUGGAAUGGAAUGUGAAGGACUUGAGACCUUGUGCAUUAAGGAUCAGACACUUACAAAUGAAAUUUCAGAGAAGAUAGUUGGGUGGGCUUUAAGCCACCACCUCAUGCAGAAUUCUGAAGCUGAUCCUGAUUCAAAACUUGUAUUGUCGAGUGAGAGCAUCCAGUAUGGAAUUGGAAUCUUGCAGUCUAUCCAGAAUGAGUCCAAGAGUCUGAAGAAGUCUCUUAAGGAUGUUGUAACAGAAAAUGAGUUUGAAAAGAGGCUUUUGGCUGAUGUUAUUCCACCUAGUGACAUUGAUGUUACUUUUGAUGAUAUUGGAGCUCUUGAAAAUGUCAAGGAUACACUGAAGGAGUUGGUGAUGCUUCCUUUACAGAGGCCUGAGCUGUUUUGCAAGGGGCAAUUAACCAAGCCAUGCAAGGGUAUCCUAUUGUUUGGUCCCCCUGGAACAGGUAAAACAAUGCUUGCAAAAGCAAUUGCUACCGAAGCAGGUGCAAACUUCAUCAACAUUUCCAUGUCAAGCAUUACGUCUAAGUGGUUUGGUGAGGGUGAGAAAUACGUGAAAGCUGUUUUCUCUCUGGCGAGUAAAAUUGCUCCUAGUGUUAUAUUCGUUGACGAAGUUGACAGCAUGUUGGGUCGGAGGGAAAAUCCAGGGGAGCAUGAGGCCAUGCGAAAGAUGAAAAAUGAAUUCAUGGUGAAUUGGGAUGGCUUACGGACAAAGGAUACUGAGCGAGUUCUUGUGCUUGCAGCCACUAACAGGCCUUUUGACCUAGAUGAAGCUGUUGUAAGGAGGCUGCCCCGAAGAUUGAUGGUGAAUUUGCCAGAUGCUCCUAAUAGAGGAAAAAUAUUGAAAGUCAUACUGGCAAAGGAGGAAUUGUCUUGUGAUGUUGAUUUGGAUGCAGUUGCAAGCAUGACUGAUGGAUAUUCUGGAAGUGAUCUUAAGAAUUUGUGUGUAACUGCUGCACACCGUCCAAUUAAAGAGAUAUUAGAAAAGGAAAAAAAGGAACGUGUUCUUGCUCUAGCAGAAGGUCGACCUGCUCCAGCAUUAUGUGGCAGUGGGGACAUCCGAUCUUUAAACAUGGAAGACUUUAAAUAUGCUCAUCAACAGGUAUGUGCAAGUGUUUCCUCUGAAUCAGUAAAUAUGACUGAGCUUUUACAGUGGAACGAACUAUAUGGCGAAGGUGGUUCAAGAAUAAAGAAAGCACUCAGCUACUUCAUGUGAGAGUUUUUCUUUUGCUGACAUGUUUUCCCCGCAUUGCUGCCUCUAUCUGCUGAAGCCUGCAUGUUUGUAGUUUUGCCAAUCUUUUCACCAUCCCAGGGGUCGCUGCUGAGCCAUUUUGUUUGUAAAAUGAAAUAUAGGUUUUUUAAAGUUAUUUUUCUUACAUGUGGGAUGGUGGAUUUUGAAAGGAAUGGAGCCUUCCAGAAUUUUGGCCUGGCUCUGCUGCUUUUGUUUUGUUCCUCAUCCAAAAAAAACAUCUGUUGAUUAUUUUUCUUAUUUUUUUUCUUUUCAAGUUAUAGAUAUCCUACUAGAAGAUAAAAUAGCCAGAUGAUCCUGUGCAUAUAUUUAUUGUCACUCCUAUUGAAAUCUUCUGGAACAAUAAGCAUUUAGAUCUUGUCUUUUAUCUAUUUUAUGUACAUAUAAUGCAUGUUA
This is a messenger RNA of Gastrolobium bilobum, 4154 nucleotides long. RefSeq lists its product as uncharacterized. The transcript is spliced from 27 exons. Gene Ontology annotation, cellular component: mitochondrial outer membrane. The record is from RefSeq and is a predicted model, not a curated record. Gene Ontology annotation, molecular function: ATP hydrolysis activity; ATP binding; protein binding. NCBI's taxonomy places the organism in Eukaryota, Viridiplantae, Streptophyta, Magnoliopsida, Fabales, Fabaceae. Bases 60 to 3725 code for a protein of 1221 amino acids.